Molecule: messenger RNA, 677 nt
Organism: Westerdykella ornata
Lineage: Eukaryota; Fungi; Ascomycota; Dothideomycetes; Pleosporales; Sporormiaceae
Exons: 3
Coding region: 180-677 (165 amino acids)
Source: RefSeq, a predicted model, not a curated record
UUCGCAGAUUGGAACCAAGGAAGUUUUAAGAAAAGAUGUGGAGGGGAUUACUUUACAGGUGGAGAGAUGUCUAGGCUCUAGAAGAAGCUAUAUAGCCCAAUAUCCUCCGAUUACACUCUUUUUCAAAUUGCUUUCGGAUCGGAGCUGUUCGACGACCUAACCAGGGAUAUACAGCAGACAUGCGCCUAACCUCUCUCAUCAUCACCGCCCUUCUCGCGCCUCUCGGUGGGCUCGCAGCUCCCCUUGCUGCCGACAGCAUCGUCACGCUCGAGGCACGCCAGGGAAACUGCCCUCCGAAGCCAAAGCCAUGCGUGCGCAUCGUCCCUGAUCCCACACCGCAGGAGUACAAGGCGCGGUUCGAGCAGUUCGCCGAGGCUUUCAUCUACAAGAAGAAUAUCACUCGCGCUUUCGAGUUUAUCACCCAGGACUACAUUAACCACAACCCCAUGGCCCAAAAUGGCUUCGAUUCCGCCUGGGGCAUUCUUUGCGGUAUCUGGAAUAACCAGAACCUGACGCCGCUGCGCACGCUGUACCAGCAUCCGAUGGGUCGGGUCAAUUAUAGGAGUGGGUUUGGAACGAUUAUUGAUCGGUUUAGGUGGGAGGGAGGCUGUAUUGCUGAGCAUUGGGAUUCGGGCGAGAAGUGGCCAACGAACACGACCGCGGAUCCCGCACUAUAG